Molecule: messenger RNA, 3653 nt
Organism: Cynocephalus volans (Philippine flying lemur)
Lineage: Eukaryota; Metazoa; Chordata; Mammalia; Dermoptera; Cynocephalidae
Gene: MAML2
Product: mastermind like transcriptional coactivator 2
Exons: 5
Coding region: 114-3563 (1149 amino acids)
Biological process (GO): positive regulation of transcription of Notch receptor target; Notch signaling pathway
Cellular component (GO): nucleoplasm; nuclear speck
Molecular function (GO): transcription coactivator activity
Source: RefSeq, a predicted model, not a curated record
UGUGGCCCUGAACACUGAGCUCACAUUGUCAAAAACAGAUUUGCCUGCAAUAGCCUAAAGGAGCCUCUUUCCAUAUCACCAUCCCAGAGGCAGGAAUCAUUGUGUCCGGUAAGAUGGGGGACACAGCGCCCCCGCAGGCCCCCGCAGGAGGGCUGGGGGGGGCCUCUGGGGCGGGGCUCCUUGGAGGGGGCUCAGUCACCCCUAGAGUGCACAGUGCUAUCGUGGAGCGUCUCCGGGCUCGUAUCGCCGUCUGCCGCCAGCACCACCUGAGCUGUGAAGGACGCUAUGAACGUGGUAGGGCUGAGAGCUCAGACCGGGAAAGAGAGAGCACCUUGCAGCUCCUGAGCCUUGUACAGCAUGGCCAAGGGGCAAGGAAGGCUGGCAAACACACCAAGGCCACCGCCACUGCAGCCACCACUACAGCCCCUCCACUGACCCCUGCUGCCCCUCCUACAGCCGCCCAAGCAGCAGCAACAGCAGCAGCCCCACCACCCCCACCAGACUAUCACCAUCACCACCAGCAGCACCUACUGAACAGUAGCAAUAAUGGUGGCGGUGGUGGGAUAAACGGAGAGCAGCAACCACCAGCUUCAACCCCUGGAGACCAGAGGAACUCAACCCUGAUUGCGCUCCAGGGUUCUUUGAAAAGAAAACAAGUAGUUAAUUUGUCUCCUGCCAACAGCAAGAGGCCCAACGGCUUUGUUGACAACUCAUUCCUUGAUAUCAAAAGAAUCCGUGUUGGGGAGAACCUCUCUGCAGGACAAGGUGGCCUCCAAGUAAAUAAUGGACAAAGUCAGAUUAUGUCAGGGACCUUGCCUAUGAGCCAAGCACCCCUGAGAAAGACAAACACUCUGCCACCCCAUACACAUUCUCCAGGCAAUAGUAUGUUUAACAUGGGCUUAAAGGAAGUAAAGAAGGAACCAGGAGAGACUCUAUCUUGCAGUAAGCACAUGGACAGCCAAAUGACCCAGGAGAAUAUUUUUUCUAAUAGAUUCGGUGAUGACCCUGGAGAGCAGCUGAUGGAUCCUGAGCUGCAGGAAUUAUUCAAUGAACUAACCAACAUAUCUGUGCCUCCCAUGAGUGAUCUUGAGCUGGAGAACAUGAUCAAUGCCACCAUAAAGCAGGAUGACCCAUUUAACAUCGACUUGGGUCAGCAGAGCCAGAGGAGCACUCCCAGGCCCUCCUUGCCCAUGGAGAAGAUAGUGAUCAAAAGUGAAUAUUCACCUGGCCUGACUCAGGGCCCCGCAGGCUCUCCCCAGUUGAGGCCCCCAUCAACUGGCCCCACAUUCUCCAUGGCCAACUCUGCCCUCUCCACUUCAUCCCCAAUUCCUUCAGUCCCUCAGAGCCAGGCUCAGCCUCAGACAGCCUCAGGAGCAAGCCGGGCCCUGCCAAGCUGGCAGGAAGUAUCCCAUGCCCAACAGCUCAAACAGAUAGCUGCCAAUCGUCAGCAGCAUGCCCGGAUGCAGCAGCACCAGCAACAGCACCAGCCUACCAACUGGUCAGCCUUGCCCUCUUCUGCUGGACCAUCCCCAGGUCCACCCUUUGGACAGGAGAAAAUCCCCAGCCCUUCUUUUGGCCAGCAGCCAUUCAGUCCACAGAGCUCCCCCAUGCCUGGGGUAGCUGGAAGCAGCAGUCAGUCAAAAGUGAUGGCUAAUUACAUGUACAAGACCAGCCCCUCAGCCCAGGGUGGGCACCUGGAUGUGCUCAUGCAGCAAAAGCCUCAGGAUCUCAGUCGAAGUUUUAUUAACAACCCACACCCAGCCAUGGAGCCCCGUCAUGGCAAUACCAAGCCUUUGUUCCAUUUUAACUCAGAUCAAGCAAACCAGCAGAUGCCUUCUGUUUUGCCUUCCCAGAACAAGCCUUCUCUCCUACACUAUACCCAACAGCAGCAACAGCAGCAGCAGCCACAGCAGCAGCAACAGCAACAGCAGCAGCAGCAGCAGCAGCAGCAGCAACAGAGCUCAAUUUCAGCUCAGCAACAGCAGCAGCAACAGCAACAGCAGCAGAGCUCGAUUUCAGCUCAGCAACAGCAGCAGCAGCAACAACAGCAACAGCAGCAGCAGCAACAACAGCAGCAGCAGCAACAGCCACCAUCCCAGCCCACUCAACCUCUAUCCAGCCAGCCUUUGAUAAGGCCACCCUUAUCACUUCAGCAAAAGAUCCUGCUUCAGAAAAUGCAAAAUCAACCCAUAACAGGACUGGGGUAUCAAGUCUCCCAACAACACAGACAGGAUCAACACUCUGUGGUAGGCCAGAACACAGGCCCCAGUCCAAGUCCCAACCCCUGCUCAAAUCCAAACACUGGAAGUGGUUACAUGAACUCCCAGCAAUCACUGUUGAAUCAGCAAUUGAUGGGAAAGAAACAGACUCUACAGAGGCAGAUCAUGGAGCAGAAACAGCAACUUCUUCUCCAGCAGCAGAUGCUGGUUGACGCGGAGAAAAUUGCUUCGCAAGAUCAGAUAAACCGACAUUUGACAAGGCCACCUCCAGAUUAUAAAGACCAAAGAAGAAAUGUGGGCAGUAUGCAGCCAGCUGCUCAGUAUUCUGGUGGUUCAUCAACAGUGAGUUUAAACUCUAAUCAGGCUUUGGCAAACCCAGUUUCAACACACACCAUCUUAACUUCAAAUUCCAGUCUUAUGUCUACUUCUCAUGGGACAAGAAUGCCAUCAUUAUCCACAGCAGUUCAGAACCUAGGGAUAUAUGGAAAUCUGCCUUGUAAUCAACCUGGCACAUACAGUGUCACUUCAGGAAUGAAUCAAUUGACCCAGCAGAGAAACGCAAACCAUUUGAUAGCAAAUCAAAACAAUGCUCUGAUGCCACGGCCACCUACCUUAGGGCCAAGUAAUAAUAACAAUGUAGCCACUUUUGGAGUGGGAGCUGUUGGCAAUUCACAACAAUUGAGACCAAAUAUAACCCAUAGUAUGGCAAGCAUACCAGCACAGAGAACAUCAAAUGUAAUGAUCACAUCCAACACAACAGCACCAAACUGGGCCUCUCAAGAAGCAGCAACCAAACAGCAGGAAGCCCUGAAGUCCACAGGAGUUCGCUUCCCUACAGGUACAGCUGCAGCCUAUGCCCCAAAUCAGUCAUUGCAACAGGCAGUAGGUAGCCAGCAAUUUCCCCAGAGGGCAGUGGCUCCUCCUAACCAGUUAACACCAGCAGUGCAGAUGAGACCCAUGAACCAAAUGAGCCAAACAUUAAAUGGACAAACCAUGGGUCCUCUCAGGGGUCUGAAUCUCAGACCCAAUCAGCUAAGCACACAAAUUUUGCCUAAUUUGAAUCAGUCAGGAACAGGGUUGAAUCAGUCAAGGACAGGCAUAAGCCAGCCACCUUCCCUGACAUCCAGCAAUUUUCCUUCACCUAAUCAAAGUUCCAGGGCUUUUCAAGGAACUGACCAUGGCAGUGACUUAGCUUUUGACUUCCUCAGCCAACAGACUGAUAACAUGGGCCCUGCCCUAAACAGUGAUGCUGAUUUCAUUGAUUCUUUAUUGAAGACAGAGCCUGGUAAUGAUGACUGGAUGAAAGACAUCAAUCUUGAUGAAAUCUUGGGGAAUAACUCCUGAAGGAGAAAGGGGAGACAAUUUUCAAACUUCAAGCACUAAGAGGCAGUAUUUUACAAGGACUCUGAAAAGACCAAACUGUUGACUUUCAAA